Messenger RNA from Lymnaea stagnalis (great pond snail), 15162 nucleotides. Lineage: Eukaryota; Metazoa; Mollusca; Gastropoda; Lymnaeidae. The record is from the annotation of a GenBank genome assembly.
AUUCUUUGACCUAGUUAAUAAGCUAAAAAUAUUUUUUUUUUCUUGGGCACAAAAAUUACACAACUUUAGAUUAUCCUUAGACAUGAUUUUGUUGUGAUUUAUGUAUAAAUUAUAAACAUUAAAGCUUAUAAAUCUGAAUUCAAAUGACUUUCUUCAGAAUAUAUUGUAGAAAAUGUUUGAUUCAGGAAAUUCCCAUCUAACAGUUUAUCGAUUCAUAAAAUGUGACUUACAAGAAAUAACCGACCUAUUUUCGAUUUUGUUCUAAGAAAACUUAAAUUAAAAAAAAAACAAUUUACGGUUAUAAUUUGGAAAUUGAACAAUGUCUUCUCUGACAGGUAGAGAUCUAUUUCAAUGAUUGAAGACUCUCUUUUUUAAUAUGUUAAGAUGAUGAUUAUUUGAGUUCAUAGUCAUACUUAGAACUAACUUUGUUGUUAAAUUAAAGUUUAAAGUAGACUAUUUUAGUUUCUAUUUUCUAUUUAAAUUAAAAUGUAAAUAUUUAAAUUUAGGCUGAUGCCAGGGCUACACUCACACUGUCACUACUGAGCUGUUUAAUAAAGUUUUUUUUUUUUUAAACUAUGUACAAAGAGUCCAAGCUGAGUCUUAUUUAACUUACUAAGUUGUAAUAAGAGUCUUCUUAGUUAACUUAUUAUUACUAAGAGUAGUCUGACUUAAUCCGACUAAAUUGUCUAAAUUGAUACUAUUACUAAUAGUAUUACUCAGACUGUUAGAGUAUUAGUAACUAGUAUUAUUAGUAGCAAUGUUAUGGUCAGUAUUAUUGUAACUGUAACUCUAAGUGAGCAGUUACUUUGUCAGUUUUAAAUGUUUUACUCAGUAUUUGGCUUGGACUUUGGUCAAAUAUGAUAAUGAAUGAUAAAUGUCACUCAACAAAUUAAAUACUGUUACAAAACGUAUUCAAGAUCAAGUUUUUUUGUUGUUUUUUUUGUAAAAGCAUCACUGUCUAAAUAUUAUAUUUUUUAGAUUCAGAAGAUGAGGCUGACCAGCGUCCAUCGUUUGGUAAAUCAUCUUCUAUCUCCAAGCGACAAGGAUCUAAAAAAUCCCCUUUUAAACGAACAUUUGCCAAGGUUACUGCAGGUGGAGAUGCAGGAAAGAAUGGGAGCAAUGAAAGUGAUCCGAUUCCUGCUAAAUUUGUUAAGAAAAAGGAUCCAAGUCAAAUGGAGAUGUCAGAAGCUGCUCGCAAAAUGAUGGUAACUGUGAAUUAUUAGACUUAGACUGAUAUUAUUCAAUUUUCUUUGAAGAAUGUUUUAUAAAAGUUUAACUUCUUAGCAUUUAAAGCGCUAUCAUAGUCAAGAAAGGGAGAGGAGGUUGGGGCGCACAUUACCUCUUCAUUAUAGUUAGUGUUACCCAUCAUUUUUUAUUCCUUUAAAUAUAUAGAUAUAUAUAUAUAUAUAUAUAUAUAUAUAUAUAUAUAUAUAUAUAUAUAUAUAUAUAUAUAUAUAUAUAUCACCAUUCAAGAUAAUGUAUAAAAAAACUGCUUUAAAAGGAAAUAAAGUAAGUCCAUUAUUCUUGCUAUUUGUUAAGUUUAUAAGAAUGCAUAACCCUGGCCUUUGUUUUUAAAAACAAGUUAUUAAAGUAGUAUUACAAACAUGUCAAGAGAUUUGAUCAAACCUGCAGAAAAAAAUAAUGCUGAAAGACUGUGGUGUUCAUUUUCAGCCAGGGAAACAACCCAAUUAAAAAUGUGAUGAGUCUAGAAUUUAAUGUUCUACAGGAGAGCUGAGUGUCUUCUGAAGUCUGAAGUGUAAGCCUUGAGAGAUGCAUUACUUCCAUUGAGAAUAGUUGCCUAACAUUUGAUGCAAGCUAAUGCAAUACAUAGCUAUAGACAAUUGAAACAACAUUUGAAUAUAACUUGUCACUCUAUUAGAUUAAUGAAAUAUUUUGUCUUUAUCCAAUGAUCAAAUAGUAUGUCUUUAUCCAAUGAUCAAAUAGUAUGUCUUUAUCCAAUGAUCAAAUAGUAUGUCUUUAUCCAAUGAUCAAACAGUAUGUCUUUAUCCAGUAAUUAUUAAUGUCAGGAAAGAAUGGGUUAAAUAUUAGAAAUAAUUUAUACAUUUUUACUAUUCAAUUAAAUUAUAACCUUUUUUUUUUUUUUACAAAGGCAAAAAUGGGUCAUAAAGAAGGUGAAGGUCUUGGUAAACAUGGCCAAGGUCGAACACAGAUUGUUGAGGCAUCAAACCAAAGAGGACGUCGGGGUCUUGGUAUGGUUGUUCCUGGAUUGGAACCAGCUGAUGUAGAUUGGGACUUUAAUAAGGAAGAGGUAAGAAAUGUUUGGUUGUCAAUUUAGGCUAAAAUUGUUUUAUUGAAUUAUCUGUAUUUUUCUUUUAUCAUACCAUGUUUAUUGAAUGUAUAUUGCUUUUUUAUUGUACCUUUUUGAAAUAAUUUCCUGUUUUCUUUUCAUUUUUAUUGUGAUAUUUGAUGAAUUGACAGAUCAUUAUAGAUGAGGUGGUAGAAUGGCUUCCACCUUACACUGGCAAGAUACCAUUUUUAGACGAAAUGAAGACAUGGAUGGUGGUUGGUCCUGUGAGUAUUUUAUCUACUGUUAAGUUAAUAAAUUAAAAUAUGAUUUUUAAACUUUUUUUUUCUGGCAUCCAUCCGUCAAAAUAUGAUGAGGGUGUAGACUUCACAGGAUGAAAUCACAAGGCCUGGGAUUUUUAUCUUUAGGAGUAUAAACUGGUUCCCUAGACACCAAAUCACCUGUCUCCACACAGCUGGAUAAUCAAAGGGAACACCAUGUAUGGAUGAUACUGCUUGGCACCAAAGCAUCACAGUUAUCGCAAUUUUUCAUUGUGUCAAUUUUAUCCCCCAACGUCAUCCAUCUCUGGGUUACCUUUUCUUAGAUGAUUUGCCAUCCAAGGUUAAAAGGUCCCAUCUACCCAGGGUGGUGGAAUGUUUUUGCCUGAUUUGGUCUUAGGUGUGGAUUUAGCUCCAGACCACAAGCUUGGGAUUGACUCAGUUUAGUCCAACUCUGUCACCCAGCAUCCAAAAUAUUAAAUUAUAUUUAACAUAAAAUAUUAUAUUACUAGGUUAAAUAUUAUGUUAUAUAUAUCUUGUGUGUAAUUUUUGAAUUAGCUUCAUCUUGCAUUAUAUUGCCUUUGAACGUAUUUAGAAGAAGAGAGAGAUUGAUGAUGAGACACAGUUUUGCUCAGAAGAAAGCCUCAAAUUGGUACUCAAUGGCAAGGUGAGAUUUCUUACUUCUAGCAGACACAAAAUUAAAUAUAUAUAUUUAUCCAAGCUUUUCACUGUUCAUUUUUUUAAAUUAAUAAAAAAAAUUUAAGAUAAUUGGUUUUCAAGGGUGAGAUGGUAUUAAGUGGUGGGGAGGAAAAAAAGUCUGUUGAUUCCAUGUUUUCCUGAUCUUUCUUUAGAGUGUAUUUGAUGUUCUUGAACCAGAAGAAAUGAGAAGAGCUAGAACAAAAUCCAAUCCAUACGAAACAAUAAGAGGGGCCUUCUUCUUGAACAGGUGAGAAAUAAUAAUAAUUUUCUUGUGUUGCAAUUAGCAAAGAUUUUUUGCAGUGGAUUUCUUGCAUGCAACCGUGGUGGUAAGGUUAGCUUGUGUUGUGAGUUGGGAUAUUCUGUUGACCAGGUCUUAUCAUUUGACCUGAAUACUUCACUGUCACAUGCUAUAAGCAAGUUCCUCUCAGGUAGCAACACAGUUAUCAUUCACUUCUCCACAGAGCACAUAGCUUGACAAGAUAUACUUUGACAAUGCUUAAAAAUAACUCGCUUCAACAUUGCAUUUUUACUAAGUCAUUCCAUAUAGAGUUGAUCUUUGCCUGAAUCCACAUGUUGAAAAUCAAUUAGUUUAUGACCUUUACAGUGCUUCAUUAAAUUUAACCAAAUUUAGCUAAUGUUGGUUGAAAAUCAACUUAACAUCUUCAAAAAAUGUGUUUCAGAGCAGCUAUGAAGAUGGCCAACAUGGAUGCAGUUUUAGACUUCAUGUUCACCAAUCCAAAAAAUGCAAAAGGGGUAAGAGCUCUACUAUUUUUUCCAAUGACACCUCUACUUAAUUUAAUUUCAGUGUUUGGUUUAGUGUAACAGUUUCUUCUUCUUCUAUAUCUUAAGGGCCCACGAUCAAUUUAUUGAUCAUUUUGGCUCCUAUGCAUGUAGAUGGGAUUUGCAAUUUUUCUGUUUCUGGUGUUGAUGAGGAAAUUUCACUGAUUUCCAGUGCCACUUUGUAAGGGAAUCAUGCACUAGGGGUUUGACGGCUUGAGGCAAUAGACACAAAAGUGUCUAGUGUUGUUGCCUCAACCGUUCCUUUUGAAAGAUUGUUCCGGUCCCUGAUUGUCUUGGGCAGGAAUGAGCAGCUCCUAUACUGGCUUCUUGCUGAUAUGAGCCUGAAUUGCCUGUCAUGGCCUCGUCGCUGUCUAUGGGGGAGAGGGAAGAGUUUCUGUUUAAUACUGGAACAGUGGACCAGCCUAUUAUUUAUCUUGUACAUCACGGAGAGGCUGGAUUGUUGUCGUCGUUCCUCCCAUGGUGACCAGCCUAGUGUUUCCAGCAUGCUGCCAACACUAGAGGUAUUCCUGUAGGGGUUUAGGACAAAGUGUGCUGCUUGUCGCUGGACCGCCUCCAACCUGUCAAUGCUCUUCUGGGUAAAUGGGUCCCAGUCUGAAGAUGCAUAAUCUAAAAUCGGACGGACAAAGGCUUUAUAUGCUCUUUCUUUCACACAGGAGUUGCCAAUCUUUAGAUUUCGCCUUAAGAACCCUAGGGUCUUGUUUGCUUGGUUACAUACAUUGUUAAUAUGCUCGUCCCAGCGGACCUCUCUUUGAAUGGUAACACCCAGGUACUUUACGGAGGAAACUGGCUCAAGUAUAUGGCCGUGCAGUUCGUAUUGGUAGUGUAGAGGAGUACAACUUCUAGAGACUGAUAGUGCCUGGGACUUGGCAGGGUGAAAUUCCAUGUCCCAGCUCAUCUCCCACUCAGCUAACAGAUUGAGAUCCUGUUGUAGCUGGUCCUGGUCAGAUCUGUUGGCGAUCGUCCUAUACACCGCUGUGUCAUCUGCGAACAGACUUGCUUGUGAUGUCAGUUUCUCGGGUAGGUCAUUAAUGUAUGCUAGGAACAAACAGGGGCCCAGGACUGAUCCCUGGGGGACCCCUGACUUCACAUCGACAAAGGAGGAGCUUGUACCGUCCACCACUACUGCUUGGCAUCGGUGGCUGAGGAAGCUAGAGAUCCAUGUUUUAGUGGUGCCUUGGAUCCCAUAUAUCUGGAGUUUGUGUAGAAGCAAACUAUGAUUCACACGGUCAAAUGCCUAAGUUUUGUUGUAUUACUUAAGCUGUAGUUCUAACAUCAAUUCAGAUUUAUUAUGGAGAUACAUUUAUUUUCACUAUGUACAAGUAACAGAAAAUAUCUGUUAUAAAAUCAAAAGCUAAUUGUGCAUAAGCUUUGUUUGACAGAAAAGUCCUAUCUAAUUAUAAAUAGGCUCUCUUCAUAAAACCAUCAAUUAACCACUCAUUUGAAAAUGUUCUGUUUCAUGUUAUUAUUACUUGAGCUAUAGAGCAGUGCAAAGCUAUUUCUGUACUGAGACAGACAUAAAUUAACUUUGCUAUUUCAAUGUCCUCCCAGGAACCUCUAGUUGAGCCAAAUGAAUUGCUCUACUUUGCUGAUGUCUGUGCAGGACCUGGAGGUUUCAGUGAGUACAUUUUAUGGAGGAGAAAAGGUGAAUCUAAAGGCUUCGGUCUAACCCUAAAAGGAUCCAAUGACUUCAAACUGGAGGAUUUCUUUGCUGGGCCACCAGAAAUGUUUGAGCCUCAUUAUGGUAAGUAAAAUCUAUUUUCAUACCCUGGGAAAUUAUAGGAAAUGAGCGAAACAAAGUAUGGGAAAUCCUGAAAAAAGGGAUGCAACAAAACAACCAACAUGUUGGCAAGAAGCCUGCUCCAGCAAACAAACAACAGUAAAACAAUAUAAAAUUAAAAUAAACACUCAUUUGCAAUAUAGCAUCCGAGAGGACAGCAAGAGGAAAGUGACUUGUGAAUGUUGUUUGUUUACUCAAGAAGGUUUCUUUCUGACACGGUCGUUGUUUUCUUGUGUCCUUUUUUUUUUCAGGUUUUCCCAUUCUUUGUUCCCUCAUUUCCCUUUUACCUAAGCUGAUUGCAGUCUCUCCCUCUAGUGACCUGGGAAAUAAUUUUUUGCAAACAAUUUUAAAAGCAUUUCCUCUUUAAUUUAAAAGUCCAAAGUGAAGUCAUUUUUGUAGUCACUGAGAAAGAUCGAUAAAGUAAAAAAGUUAAAUAGAUCACUAUCAGCUGAAUCUUGGGGUGUACACUUCCACAUUUUGAGAAUUUUACCUUUCCAUAGGUGUUGGGGGGCUGCAAGGUGAUGGUGACAUCUUUAGAGCAGAUAACCAGGCAGAGUUUGACAAGUUUGUCCAUGCCAACACAGAUGGCAAGGGAGUGCACUUUGUCAUGGCUGAUGGUGUAAGCUUGUAUUGUUUUAGAUGAAAAUAUUUACAUUCAACAUACAUAACUAAUAAUGUAAAGGUACAUGUACAGCUUUGUAAGCUGUCUAAGUAGAACAUAAUAUAUAAGUGAUUUAUAAUUUUUAAUCAGAUAUGAGAUAAUCUUUAAAAUUACUUGAUUCCUUAUAAUUAGCUGAAGGGUAAUGCAUAGAUUGUGUCUAGUUGUUAAAUUGAGCCCAUUUAUUGAAUGAACUCAGUUUUCAAAACAAAUGUUCUGAUACAUAAUUAUUUCCAUUACAGGGCUUCUCAGUAGAAGGCCAAGAGAAUAUACAAGAGAUAUUAUCUAAACAGCUCUACUUGUGCCAAUUUUUGGUUGCUAUCAUGAUUCUUCGAACAGGUAAUCUUUCUGCUUUUUUAAAUAUUGUUGUUUCUACACCGUUAAGCAUAAUUUUUUUAAUGAAUUUAAUUAUGUCUGGAAUUGCCUCCUUAAGUUUUGCACAGCAUUCGUUUAACACAUAGUAAAAUAUCACAUUUUUAAAAAAGUAAAAAUGUUCUCUUUAUUUUAUGAAAACCUUAUCCAACAUUGUGAAAUUUAUACAUUUGUCAGUUAUCAUAGCCAACUCAUCAUCUGAAAUGAUCUUAUUCUUGGUUGGCUUGAUGCAUUGCAAUGUAAUAGCUGCCACUCCAUCUGAAAUCUUCAUCCCCAGGAGGUCAUUUUGUGUGCAAGUUGUUUGAUCUGUUCACACCAUUCAGUGUUGGUUUGGUUUAUUUAAUGAACAUGAUCUUUGAACAAGUGGCCAUCUUUAAACCUGUUACAAGUAGGCCUGCCAAUUCAGAAAGGUGGGUCUGGACUUGUUAAUAAAAAUUGCUACUGUUUUAUCAAUAUCAUCAGCCUGAAUUUUUUUUUGUCCUGCUGGAUUUUAAGAAAAGGUGUAAGAGCUUGUCUUGAUAAGACCAGACUGCUUAUUUAUUUAUUAGCCUUAGCUUGAACCUAAUUUAGUCAUUAGCUCUUAAUGUCAUUUUCUUAAAAGUUCUAUUUAUUUCCACUCAAUUGUGGUCUUUUAUCUUUAGAUGCACACAGAUUAUUGGUUUAAAAAUCCAAAAUGUACUUUUAUAUGAAUUCAAUUAAUUUUGUAUUUAAUGAAACGACUAAGCACAAUGGACUGUAAUAAUAUAUUCAUUUUGUUUUUUGCCUUCUCAUGUGGUUAUUAUGAAAGAAGUGAGCAUAAAUAUAUAAUUUACAUUUUUAAUAUAUUGAUAAUCCUUUAAUUUAACUUCUUAAUUCUUCAAGACUUUGGAAAGCAUGAAAUAUAAGCUCUCAAAGGUUUUGAAAGCUUUAAUGAAAUCUGCUGUCUUGGUCCUUUGAACAAUGUCACAAUCCAUUAAUUUGUUUCUUGUACAGAUACAUAGUUUGUAAAAACUUGAAGGCAGAUAAAGAUUCAGUGCAGCAGUAUUUUCACACCAUCAACUUGGGCUUAUGUCAGUACAUGUCGGCUGUGUCCUCACAGGACAUUUUACAUAUAGUGCCCCUAGACACCCUCACCAAUGAUGAGCCAUUUUUUACAUACAUUGUCAAUUCUAAUGAGCAGUAAGUCUUAAAUGUUUAUAAUUAUAAGUAAAACUUCCUUGAUGCUGAAAGAAAGAUCAUAUAUCUUUUAAAGUUUUUUUAAUACCUUAAAAUUGGCCUGAAUCCAAUUUUCCUUUAUAUUAUAUUUAAUUUAAAAGAACUAAGCAUGGGCUUUAGAAAUAAAAUUAAGUAUAAUAUAUUAAAUAAUUUGCAUGUGUUAAACUGGAAACAGUUCAUUGUGCAAGAAUAUAUUACUUUCAUCUUUUAUAGUGAACGCAAUAAAAGAUUGUUUAUCUUUUACGCAUCUCAAUAUUAAAAUUGUUACGAAUGUCUUUAUUUUUUAAACCUUAUAUUUUAUGCUUCUUCUAUCCAACAAAAUUUUGUUUAAAAUUCAUUGCAGACUUGCAAGACUACAGGCCAUCAAUUUGAAAAAAAUUGAAGUAUUUACAAAAAACAGGUACAAACUCAUUGCAAAUAAUAUUUUAACAUUUAUAUUCUUUAAAUUCUCUCCAUCUUUUGUUUCAUUUUUGUUAGUUUAGCAUGUGUUAAGUUUUCAUUUCAUAAUUGAUGCCGUUUAUUUAAAGUGAUACAAUUAUAUAUAUUCCAGUCAACUGUAUGAGACAAGGCAGUCUGAUGUUCGGAAAAAAUGUUUAGAGAAAUGGAAGGUGAGCAUUUCAUGAAAAAUCCAAUGACCCUAAUGGUAUUUCUCUAAAUUUUUCCUUUUUCAAUUUAAUAUAAAUUUAAAAACAAAAGAUACAAAUUACAGAUUGUUAAAUUUUUAUUGAAAAUUUGAAAGAAAAAAUAAUGAUAUGCAUUUUUUGUCUCAUUUACUGCAUAAAUGUGACAUUAUAUUUUGCUACAGAUACCAGAUGAAAUAAGAGCUCCUCCUGGGCGACCUGAUCCAAUGGCCACUUUCCGUGCACUUAUGAAGGUUUACGUUUUUGUUAUUUUCUGUUAAAUUAAUUAGUUCAAGAAUUAUUGUACCUACUUUUGGCUUUUAAAGAAAUGCAUUCAAAUCAAAUUUGUAUUUGUCUUUAGAAUAUAAUAUUAGCUCUAUAUAGUCCUUUUGUGAUAUAUGCUCAAUCACAGAUGUAAAUCAGAUAAACUUAAAAACAUUUUAAAAAAUGAAUUUUAAAAUUGUAUGUUAUUGACCUGUUUUGCAGGACAGCUCCAAAGAGAUUUUUGAAGAAACAGGCCAGGAAUUGACGCACAGCAGACUUCACACCAUCAAAAGCUUGUACAGCUACAGCUGUUUAGUGAGAGGUGAAGGAGCCAGUUUCUAUCUGCUGGGCUGUGGAGUGAGUCAUCGCUUUGUUAUCUCAUUAACAUCACAGAAUAGUUUAUUGGAGCAAUGCCCCUUUAAAUUUGGUCAUUUUUAUUUUAAAAAGUGCAUCCGACUUUUUCUGUGUGUGAUUAUUUGAUUUUAUUAUUAUUUCAAAGUUUUUUCAGUUUCCUUUUGUAGGAACUAAAUUAAUAUAUUAAUAUAGAGUUCUUGAUUCCCUGCUGUUUGUAUAAACUGUUUUGUAUAAAAAAAAAUAAGUCAUAAUUUGUAUUCUUUGUGUUUGCAUUUUUUCAUUAGCUCUUUUUAAUUUACAUAAGUCGUGUAAUUUUGUUGUUCAGAGAGCCAACUCCUACAAAUGGGAUGGUAAAUCCAAAAUCUGGUGGACUAAGUUGGAAUCAAGAGUUGAGCUGCCCAAUAAAACUUUGUUGGAAGUCCAAUCUGUGACGGAGAUGAAAGGGGAGGUAAGCUACUGGUGCCUAAUCUCCACACCAUCCUUUGAGCUUGGUUAGCAACUUAGAUCAUUAGUUGAAAUCAUUUGAUGUAUUUUGUUAGGAUUUUCUUUGAAAAGAUGCUAUUGAAAUGGGAAAUAGAAAAUCAAAUAUUAUGGUUAUACUGAUGUGUAUUGUUUUUGGUGCAUUAAAGGUAAAUAAAUAAUUUGGGGUUAAUUUUUACAUUAGGCAUUUUCCGUGCACUUAUUAUAAUAUUUGUCAUAUUAAUAAGAAUGCUAUUAUUUAAAAAUAAAAAAUUUCAUUGUGUUAGGGCAAAGGUCAAAGGCGUUUAACAACCAUCCAUGUUCUAGAUGCCUUUUUCCUUUGUGGUGAAGAUGUCCGAGGGAUGUCAUUUGAGAAAAGGUGAGUCUCUUUGAAUUUACUAUUGAUAAAAUACUUAGCCAACAUUUCUCAUUGGUUUCAUAAGCUUCUGUCGAAUUUGAAAUACACCAAAAACAUACAAUAUGUGACUCUUUGAAUGUUUUGAUAAAUAUUUCUAAUUUCUUGCUCCAGCAACAAAUUAGUUAAAUGAAAUUUCAUUUGAAAAGUCAUCAUUAAUGAAGGAUAACAACUGUAUAAAAUGAGUAAGUGCAACUAACUUAGUCUUAUAUUCCCAUUACAAAUGGAGGGAAAAAAUAUAUUAAAAUGGUUUUUAGACCUUUUCUUUUUAAAUUCCAGACAAGAAAAGCUCCAGAAGUUUAUAAAAGCUCUAUGGAAGCCAACAAGAUCUGACUUGACCCAAAUCUACAAACUGGACAUUUUUCCUCUCCACAAAGCACAUGAAAUAUUUGAAAGGCAAGUCCUGCUGUUGCUGGGUGCAAAAAUUUCUUUCAGAAACUAGAUCUUUGCUUCAUAGAAGCUGAUGUGAUGUGUUAGCUUAUUGGCCUGAUCAUUAAGGCCCUACUUUUGUUUGAAAAAUUACUUUGAAAAGAGGUGUGGUUGAUUAGGCGCACAACACUUUAGACUUUAAAAUAAUGCCAAUUCACAAAUAUUCUAUGCUAUUUUGUGUGCAGACAUAUUUACAUUGAAGUUCUUUGAUCUUCUUUCUUAUGACCUUUAUAUUUGUGAUUCUGUGGAACCACCUGAUGUUUUGGUUUCUAUUCAUGGAGGCUUAAAGUCUUUUCCAAUCUUUCUUUUCUGAAAUAUUCAAAAUUAAAAACCUUAAUCUUCUGAUUAUUUUCUCUCUUUAUGUCUGCCUAGAGUUCCAAAGAUCUGUAGGUAAAGCAAGAGCCUAUUUGCCUUCUGUGUUCUUUCCAUGAUAUUUGCCUCAUAUCCAAUAUCUUUGCUAAAGUUAACCUCACAGUCCUUGCUGUUUUAUAGCAAUCUUCAAUUUCCCUCCUAUCUUAUUUAAUUAAUUUACUUAUUUAUUUAUUUCUAAUCUUUUACAUUUCCCCUAAUCUCAUAAGCAAACUUUGAUUUCAUGGGACACUUCCGUAGUUAAAUAUGUCGAACUAUUUCCUGUAGACUACAUAUCUAUACAACAGGCUAAGAGUGUUUGUUUCUAUCUUGUAGACUACAUAUCUAUACAGCAAGUUAAGAGUGUUUGACUCUGUCUUCAACAGUUUUUUUGCUGUAGAUUAGGCCGAGAUUUUCACUUUCUGUUAUUGUCUUUCUUCAGGUUUUCCUCUUCUUCUUAAGCCUUUUUACCCCAUGUGGGGCAUAGGUGAUCCACAAGAAUUUUCCAAUCAUCACGAUCCUGUGCUUUCCUUUUCAAUUGCUUCCAGGUGUAUCCCAUAUUUUCCAUGUCUGCCUCUAGCUUGCGUUUCCAUUUAUUCUUAGGCCUUCCUCUCUUUCUUUUUCCCUGUGGAUUCCAUGUUAGGCAUUGUCUGGUGAUGCUACCUGGAGGGUUUUCCGAAAGUAUGCCCUAUCCACCUCCAUCUUUUCUUUAUGAUGUCUCCAAUCAAUGGGCACCUGGUAUGUCCUUUCUAGUAGAUCUUUGUUGGUGAUGGUAUUUGACCAUUUGAUGUUCAGGACCUUUCUAAGGCAUGUGUUUAUGAAGGCCUGUACUUUCUGCGUAAUGUUCACUGUUGUUUUCCAAGUUUCUGCUCCAUAUAGUAGGACUGUUUUGACAUUUGUGUUAAAGAUUCUGACUUUGGUUUGCAGCUACAGCUCUUUCGACUCCCAUAGUUUCUUUAAUAACACAAAUGGUGAUCUAGCUUUUCCAAUUCUAGCCCUUACAUCCGCGUCAGAUCCAGCAUUUAUGUCGAUGGUGCUUCCUAAGUAUGUGAAGGUCUCCACUUCUUCCAGGGCCUUUCCUGCCAGAGAGAUAUGUUCUUGGUUGCCUGAGUUUACCUUCAUGAUCUUUGUCUUGCUUUUAUUUAUAUUGAUUCCGAGCUGUGCUGAAAUGGCGGCUACGUCUUUUGUCUUUUCCUGCAUUUGUUACUGGUUGUGGGACGGAAGUGCAAUGUCAUCUGCAAAGUCUAGGUCAUUCAUUUGUUCCCAGAGUGUCCACUGUAUCCCAUUCCUCUUUUUGUCUGGAUUUUUUCAUUAUCCAGUCAAUGGCGAGGAUAAAUAGGAAGGGGGACAACAGAGAUCUCCUUGUCUGACUCCAGUUUCCACUUUAAAGUCAUCUAACUUUGUGGACCACCCUGCAUGUCAUUUCUUCAUAUGAACUCUGAAUGCUCCUGACUUAGGUCCCUGGUACUCCAUAGUGCAGAGGAAGUUUCCACAAGGUUUGUCAGUCCAGGCUAUCAAAGGCCUUUUCGUAGUCUCUAAAAUUUAUAUAUAGGGCAGUUCCAUUCAUGGACUAUUCUAGAAUUAUUCUUAGUGUUGCAGGUUUUCCUCUACCCUCUGUAUAUUUCUUAUGUGCAGUCUAGCUUAUCACAAAUAACCUAUACUCUUUUGUGUACAGACUUGCCAUGCGUCUAGUGAAGGGAUCAAACAAACCAAGGCUGUGUUACAGUACACACUCGGGCAGUUUCUUCACUCCAUCUGGACUCAGCAUCAUAAGAACUGUCAAAGGUAAAACAUAAUUGAAUUGUUAUGACAGUUAAUUUAUUUAAUUGUGCAGAAAUUAUGAUUUUUUUUUUCAUUGUCCUUUUUCUUUUUUAAUGUCCAUAUCCAAAUGAUGGUCAUUGCUUACCUGGUUUAUUUAAUGUCUAUAGUCAUCUCUUACCUGGUCUGUUCAAUGUCUAUAGUCAUCUCUUACCUGGUCUGUUCAAUGUCUAUAUCUAAAUGAUUAUCAUCUCUUAACCUGGUUUGUUUCAGAACCUUGGAGCAGGUGUCGCAGUAAAUCAACAGGUCACCUCUACUGGUACAACAUCAAUACCAACAAAUCUGUCUAUGAAUGUCCUCCUGAGUCCAAGGCAACUGUCAGGUUUGUCCAAAGAUAACUCUGUGUUCUCUCAGAGACUAAUUAUCAGUUAAUCCACUUCUCAUUGGACAGUGUUUUAGAGGCUAUUUCUUAUUCAUUUUUUAAUCUCCUGUGCUGUUUGGUCUGUUAAAAGCUUUCCUGUUCUAUGAGCAUCAUAUUUCCCUUUAUACAGCUUGUUUGCAAUAUCACUUAUGUUAUCCUUUAACAUUUGAUACAAAGCUUAGUCUUGCAAGACAUUUUAAUCUAUCAAAAUUUCAUGUAUCCUUAAAUAACCUGUCAAUUUGGAAAUGAAAAAAUUUCUUUUAGUUAGCAGUAGGAAAUUUUACAUUUGUCAAGUAAUUCUUACACCCAUCAUUAGGUUAAAUUAAAGUUUGGAUCCAAAAAAAUAAAUAUUUUUCUUCUGUCUAGUUUUUCAAGUAUCCAUGUCCACUUUAUUGUUUGUCUUUAGAGAUUGUAAAGCCACCAUGCUACAGUGGCAUUGGGAUGAAGGGGUCAAAGUUCAUGCUGAUCAAGAGAAGGAGGAUCCUGAGCUGGUCAGCAAGUCUCACUUCAUGGAGCACCUGGACAAGAUUAGACAACUCUGAGAGUGGUCUCACUUCACUGAGCACCUGGAUGAGAUCAGACAGCAGAUUGGUCUGCUUGAUGUUAAAAGACCCAUUUGGUUUACUCAGUUAGUUGAUUGUGGGGGCAGGUUCUCAAUAAUCUGAUAUCAUCACAGGAGUAGCCUCCAUGGUAUUAACUGAAAUUGAUUGAAAAAAUAUUGUUUGUAGUAUGUUUGCACUGGAUGACAGAAGGUCAGAUGUUUUGUUCCAUCAGUGAUGUCUGCUCUGUGGAUCUGGUAGAAAGGAUGAUUUUAAAUGAAAAACAAAUUGCUUUGUGUAUGUUUGCAUCAUGUGGAAAAGUGCCUAUGUAAUAAACUCUGUGACAUUUCAGUAGCUGGAUGGAUGACAUGGAUUUUUAGCAAUGUGGAUGAAUUUCCAGUAUCCAAUAAUUUUAUGGAAAUAUUUUCUUUUUUGUUAAUGAAAGGUGCAGCUGUUUUUAUGAUCAACAGUUAUAUUAAAUCAGUGAGAUUUUUCAUUACCUGUCAGUGGAAAAGUUGGUGUUGAUUUUAAUUAUUAAUUAUCCUGAUUACUGAAGUUAAAAAAUUUUCAAAUAGUACAGACUUACAUUUUUGUUGUGCAAGCACAUUUUUAAAAAAAGUGUAUGACAGAUAGAUUACUUUCACUCUCUAGUUUUACCUACUCAGGAUAAAACUGUAAUAUAUUAUUGUAGAGUGCUUUUAUAGAAGUUACCUAAAUUAUGGUUGUUUUUUUACCAGGCAUGUUUUCUUAAUUUUUUAACUUGAUCAUUUGAUGUCAAAUGUUUGUACACACAUUAAUGUAUGUGUACGUAGAAAAAAAGUUAAACAUGAACUAGAAUUAUUUGUUGGUUUUCAUAAAAACAGAUAAUUAGCCAAAAAUUAGGAGCAAUUUGGAUUAAAAAUUUUGUGGUUUAGUAAUACUGGGUUAUGUCCCAUGAUGAGUUAUAUAUGUAACAGUUUCUUCCCUUUCCUCAAUAAGUUGUACUUGAAUAAAUUUAGUAUUUACUGUGGAUUAUUUUAACAUUUUAUUCCUGUUAUUUUGCUGUACCAGAUUGUUUAUUAGGUGACUAUUGCUAUAGAUAUAUGAAACUCUCUAGUUUAGCGUUAUCUCACACCAGUAGAGCAGAGACUCUUUGACUGUGGUUGUGUUUCUGUAUUUAUCUUCCUUCUAACAUUUCAUUUUUUGGGGUAAAUUUUUGUCAUCUUAGUUGUGUUUUGUUUUUUUUUUGUUUUUACAGAAGGAAUUAUUUGAACUGAUCACAAAUCAUCUGAACACAUUUAAAGGUUAUAUACAGACAAAAUGUAAAAAUACAAAAAAUAUCACCUACAAAUCUGAGAGACUUUUUGUACUCUUGUAGUUUGGUGACUUGAUGGCAACCAACCCACUCAUCCUUUCUCUGACUGUACCGGUACAUGGACAACAACCGAAAUAGUUGAUGAUAACGAUAAAGACGACAAAAAUGUCACCAUCACAUUCUUAAUUUUUCUUUAAAUUGUUUAUAAUGUUAAAUAAAAUAAUCUUAUGCCAUUUC